Ostreococcus lucimarinus CCE9901 is the source of this 1302-nucleotide messenger RNA. RefSeq lists its product with no specific name. The coding region runs from base 1 to 1302 and encodes 433 amino acids. NCBI's taxonomy places the organism in Eukaryota, Viridiplantae, Chlorophyta, Mamiellophyceae, Mamiellales, Bathycoccaceae. The transcript has a single exon. The record is from RefSeq and is a predicted model, not a curated record.
AUGAUUCCCGACGGCGUCGCGAGCGCUUCGGCGACGUCGAUCGCGGCGAGCGAAAACGGCGAGGCGGAGGAGUUCAAUUUAUUGCGGUCGUGCUACGUGUGCAAGUCGCGAUUUCGAAAGAUGCAUCACUUUUACGCAGCGUUGUGUCCGGAGUGUGCCGAGUUGAAUUGGGAAAAGCGGUCGCAGACGGCGGACAUGCGAGGGAAGUUUUGCGUGGUGACGGGCGCGCGCGUGAAGAUUGGGUAUCGCAUCGCGUUGAAACUUCUUCGCGCGGGCGCGAACGUGAUCGCGACGACGCGUUUUCCCGUGGACGCGCUGAAGCGCUUCGAAGGAGAAGAUGACGCGGGACAAUGGAUCGGUCGACUGCAGAUACUCGCCAUGGAUUUGCGCGACUUGCCCGCUUUGGAAAAGCUCUGCGCGCAUUUGCUCGCGACGCUGCCUCGAUUGGACGUCCUCGUGAACAACGCGUGUCAGACCGUGCGGCGACCUCCAGCGUAUUACAAGCACCUUCUCCAAGCCGAAGCGCGCUCGGGGUUUACUCGCUCGCUCGCUGGCGCGAACGCUCGGUGCGACUUUUUACCGAGCGCCGACGCCGAGGCGCCGUCGCCCACGGCGCUGAGCGAUUGGCGACAGGGCGAUAAGUUUAAAGAAGCUGGAUGGAUGGCGCCCUCAGCCGCAAUGUCGCAGCUCCAACUGAUCGCUUCCGACGCCGAUGAGUCCAACGAACACUUCCCUGAAGGCGCGCUCGAUGUCAACGGGCAGCAGGUGGAUUUAAGGACGAAAAACUCGUGGACGAUGAAGCUUGGCGAAAUUGAGACUCCAGAGUUGCUCGAAGUGCUCGCGGUGAACGCCGCCGCACCUUUCGUGCUGAACGGCAAGCUUCGUCCAUUGAUGGCCAAGACCGUCGCUGUCGAUAAAGAGGCUGGGGUCGAGUACGCCGCGGCGUUUAUCAUCAAUGUUUCCGCUAUGGAAGGCCAAUUCGCUCGGGCGAAACUGAGUACGCACUCGCACACCAACAUGGCGAAGGCGGCGUUGAACAUGAUGAGCGCGACGUCGGGGAAAGACUUCGCGGAAGAUGGCAUCUAUAUGAACUCAAUCGAUACCGGUUGGAUUAACGACGAGAAUCCACUGGAAAAAGCGGCGAGAUUGGCGAAAGAGAAGGGUUUCCAGACGCCCAUCGAUGAGGAAGACGCCGCGGCGCGCGUUCUCGCGCCGGUGUUUGAAGGUUUCAGCGAACCGCCGCAAGCGUGGCCGCCUGUGUUCGGCAAGUUCCUCAAGGAUUACCGCGAAACAUUCUGGUAA